UACUUCCUUCCACACACAGACCUACAAGAACAAAUCGAAAAAGAAGCCCUCGAGAAGUUUGAAGAGCUUGUCGUUAAUACUCGCGUUUGAAAGCAGUUUUAAUCGGACCGUUUCGUUGAAGAACUCGUGGCAUGAGGCGCGCGCCCUCCGAGGACUGAAGGAUUCCCGAGAAACGCGAACGGAAAACGUGUCGGCCUCCGAAGAAAGUUUGCUCCCCGGGCCUGUAAACAACAUGUCCUCCGCCUCGCAGUCUUCCUCCAGACGCCAGUGGUGCUACCUCUGCGACCUGCCCAAGAUGCCGUGGGCCAUGCUGUGGGAGUUCAGCGAAGCGGUGUGCCGGGGCUGUGUGAACUAUGACGGCGCGGACCGCAUCGAGCUCCUCAUCGACACCGCCCGGCAGCUGAAGAGCACCCACGGAGUUCUGGACGGCCGGUCUCCGGGUCCACAGCAGGGUAAAUCCAGCUCGGUCGGAGCCAUGGAAGUGGGGCGGCAGCACGGUGAGCGUGUGGACAGGGGCAGGGGGGAAUACGGAGUGUCUUCCCGGCUCCUCAACGGUUUGCACAGACCUGAAGACGUAGCCUUGUCCGAGGGUAACCGUCAGAGCCCGAACACCCGCCGAGCUGUUGCCGGUGCAGUGCCCGGUCUUCAUGGCACCAUAUCCCACGCUUUAAUAGCACAGGGUCUGGUCGCGGCUCCUCAUGGGCUUUUAGCCCCCUUAUCGGGCUCCAGACCCGGAGCCACACCGAUCGCGGUCUCAGCCGGCCCUAUAAUGGCUGAGGCAGGUAGGAGGCAGGCAGUGGCUCUGGGUGUGGGCGCUGGCACCUCUGCUCUGGUGGGUUUAGAUCCAGCAAUCUGGAGGAACAGUGAAGUGAUGGCAGAGCUGAGCGAAGUGGCCCGCAACCGGUUGGAAGGCUGGCCCAGUCACCCCAAACCGGUCCGGGAUGUGCUUGUUGCUCUCAGCAGCUCUGUCCCCUUCAACGUGCGCUUCAGGAAAGACCACAGCUUGCUGGGUCGUGUCCUGGCGUUCGACGCCAGCACAGCUCCAGAGUUUGAGCUGAAGGUAUUUGUGGAGUACCCCGCUGGUUCUGGAAUAAUCUUCUCCGGACUCCCAGACCUUGUCCGGCAGAUGUUCCGUGAUUCAGCCAAAGAUGCAGGCAAAGCCGUGAACUCUGGGCUGCGAUACGUGGAGUACGAGAAGCGGCAAGGCACCGGAGACUGGCGUGGGCUGUCGGAGCUGCUGAACGAUGGCGUGAGGAUGUUUAAAGAGCCCCCAAUCCCAGAGGUCCUGCCACAGCCAGACCCGGUGCCGWCCCUGGCAGCGGCCGGGCGUUCUGGUCCAGCAAAGGGAACAACUCGACGUCGCAAAGCCUCCCCCGGCUCAGAGAACGGAGAAAGUGAUGGGAGGUCCGAUCAUCCAGCGAGGGAGCCCUGGUCCCGAGGCGCCUACACAGAAUCCCAUCCGGGCAUGGCUGCUCCUCAGGAGGGCCCCCCACGUCUGCACAGCCAGCCGUCGCCCAUCUCGGCCCUCAUGGGGGUCGCAGACAGCCUGAGCUCCAGUCAGAUGGCCAGAGACAGCCCCAGCAUGUCCACAGCUCACUCYUCAGCAGCGGGGCGGUCCAGCAGCAGCAGCAGCAGCCCCUCCACCUCAGCCUCCCAGGCCACCAUGGGGGGGCCGGGUUUGAGCGCAGCGGGGGCCGGCAGCAACUCCAUCAGCGGGGAGAGCACGAGCAGCACCCAGGGGGCUCUGCUCUGCUGCACCCUCUGCAGAGAGCGCCUGGAGGACACACACUUCGUCCAGUGUCCCUCCGUCCCACACCACAAGUUCUGCUUCCCCUGCACCCGAGGCUUCAUCCGCAGCCAGGGUCCCGGAGGGGAGGUGUACUGCCCCAGUGGGGAGCGCUGCCCACUCGCCGGCUCCACUGUGCCUUGGGCCUUCAUGCAGGGAGAGAUCUCGACCAUCCUGGCCGUAGACAGAGAAGUUACGGUGAAGAAGGAGGAGUGAUCUCCCAGCAUCUCCAUCCUGUCGGGGUGAAUGAGGAUCAAACACUUGGAAAGCACUUCCCUUUUUAUCUCCAGCAGAGGUCCACUUCAGCUGUUUUAAUGGUGUGCCUCCCAGAGCAGAAUAACUGAGAAACGGAGGAGGACAGAAGCUCAAAGACCAGUUUGUUAAAAUGAUACAAGAAGACUCAUUUCUGAGUGCUUGUGUCAAGAAUGGAGGUGUCUGCUCAGCCUCACUGUGGCUCAGACCUCAUUUUAAAAAGCCCCGCAUAGAAAGCACAUGUUUGACUGACAAUCUGACCACAAUAUUAUUCUCUUUGUUUCUUUCUUUUUAAGGGGUGGGUAGGGUCUAAAGUGGUGCAUCUUGUUCUUACAGAUGCGAUAUUGAUAGUUUGGCAAAUUUAUUGCAGUUAAUUUUGGGAUUAAAAAAAAGAAUGUUCAAGAACACAGAAAACCUUAUUGCCAAGGAGUGCAAAAAAGUAGUCCCACAAUGUCUUGUAGGUAUUCUUUUCUUGUAUGUCAAAAAUGUGAACUUACUUUCAAUAUGGCUAUGUAAUUUCUAUUUUUGAUACAAUAAAUUUUAUGUAUUUGUUUUCUAGUUAAAAGAAGACCAAAGAUGGCUUCAUGCUCAAUGUCAUUUUAUUGUAGUUGUGUAUUGUGUACUCACCAUUAACCUUGGCAUCUGUCACUAAUUAGUCCAUGUAUAACAGAUGUAAGCUUGUUUUGUUCAUUUUACUUUUUGAAUUUUGUGUAUGGUAAAAUAAAUAGCAUCACAAUCUCCAAUGGUUAACCCACAUGCGUAUGUGAUCUGCACAAGUCAAUUCUAUAAUAAAGGAUUAAAAAYAUA
This is a messenger RNA of Austrofundulus limnaeus, 2845 nucleotides long. RefSeq names its product interferon regulatory factor 2-binding protein 1. Gene Ontology annotation, biological process: regulation of transcription by RNA polymerase II. Gene Ontology annotation, molecular function: transcription corepressor activity. Gene Ontology annotation, cellular component: nucleus. NCBI's taxonomy places the organism in Eukaryota, Metazoa, Chordata, Actinopteri, Cyprinodontiformes, Rivulidae. The transcript has 2 exons. The record is from RefSeq and is a predicted model, not a curated record. Bases 233 to 2002 code for a protein of 589 amino acids.